Messenger RNA from Metarhizium brunneum ARSEF 3297, 1554 nucleotides. RefSeq lists its product as uncharacterized. The record is from RefSeq and is a predicted model, not a curated record. NCBI's taxonomy places the organism in Eukaryota, Fungi, Ascomycota, Sordariomycetes, Hypocreales, Clavicipitaceae. Gene Ontology annotation, molecular function: transmembrane transporter activity. Gene Ontology annotation, biological process: transmembrane transport. Gene Ontology annotation, cellular component: membrane.
AUGCAAAGACAAGACGAAGCCUUAUCGGUGCCAACACCGCCAGAGUUUCUGCCGGCCAACUCCUCACUCGUUGACAACCUACCGCUCACGUUGCCGAACACGUUAUCAGUGUCCAAGGUCAAGGGCAUAACCGUCAUUGUUACCCUUGCAGGCAUUAGUUUCCUCAAUACUAUGGGCUCCGGUAUCCUUAUUGCCGCCCUGCCUCGAAUUGCAUCAGAUGUUGAGCUUUCCGAUGCUUUGAUCCUAUGGCCAGCAGCAGUCUAUGCCCUUGCGGCAGGCUGUCUUCUUCUUAUCUUUGGCGCAGCUGCGGACGCAAUUGGGGCCAAAAUUGUGUGGAUAACUGGAAGUUAUCUCUUCGUCGUUUUCACCGUUGCAUUGGGCCUGGCAAAUACUGGUCUCCAAGUCAUUCUGUUUCGAACAUUCUUGGGUGUCGCCAUAUCUAUGUGCUUACCUACGGCUGUGAGUCUCAUUACGAAUACGUUUCCUAAAGGGACUUGGAGGAAUGUAGCUUUCGCGAUGAACGGCAUGGGACAACCGCUUGGCUAUGCACUGGGAUUGGUGCUCGGCGGUAUUUUCACGGAUUCGAUUGGUUGGCGGUGGGCAUAUUACAUGAUGGCUAUCAUCAAUUUUGUCCUUUCGACAGCUUCUAUUUGGUCCCUUCCAGACGUGGAGCCGGGAGGCGAGAAGAGAUGGACGAAGCGGCUGGCGGAGGACAUAGAUUGGGCGGGCGCGGCCAUCAUGAGUGUUGCUUUGGGAUUGCUGUUGUAUGCCCUGGCAACAAUCACAACGUCGUAUGCAAGCAUCAAGGGUCCCGGAACCAUUGCUUGCCUAGUAGUUUCGGUAAUUCUGCUAGUUAUGUUCCCUAUGUGGAUGAACUAUCAGACGAACAGGGGACGACCGGCGUUGAUUCCGAAUAGUUUGUGGAAGAAUGCUCCGUUUACCACUAUCUGCCUGUCAGUCUUUUUUUGCUGGGCGGCUUUGAAUGGGAUUGAGUACUUUACAACUCUCUAUUUUCAGCAAGUAGAAGGCCUACCGGCCUUGCAAAGCUCCCUUCGUUUCCUCCCUCACGUUAUCAUGGGAAUAUGCGUCAAUGCGGCCACGGCAUAUCUUAUUUCGCGAGUUCAAGUGCAGACUCUUGCGGUAGUUUCAGCUUUGAUCACCGUGGUAGCUCCGGCUCUGAUGGCUACUAUCAAGGUUGGCGAAAAUUACUGGUAUGCCCCAUUUUGGGCAUUGUUUCUGUCCCCUGUCAACCCGGACGUACUCUUCACAGUAUCAAAUCUCAUCAUAUCCGAUGCAUUCCCUGUCGACACGCAAUCUCUAGCAGGCGGUGUUUUUAGUGAGGUGUCACAGUUUGGAAAUUCGGUUGGUCUUGCUGUGACAGCAGCCAUAGCUGCGUCAGUAACCGAGCACUCAGGCUCCAAGGAUACUAGAAUUGCUUUGAUGGAUGGCUUCCGAGCUGCCUUUUGGACUAUUUUUGUUGGUGCGGCUGGAGUAGCUGUUAUUUGUUUCUUCGGGUUGAGGAGGGGUGGAUUCAUUGGGAAGAAGGAUAAUUAA